This is a messenger RNA of Podarcis lilfordi (Lilford's wall lizard), 7900 nucleotides long. NCBI's taxonomy places the organism in Eukaryota, Metazoa, Chordata, Lepidosauria, Squamata, Lacertidae. The record is from the annotation of a GenBank genome assembly.
AUGUCUGGACCGUUUCAAGAGAUGUCUCAGGGAGCAGAUGAGCUCUCUCAUGAUAUGGCAGACCACCUCGAAGAAAUGGACACGUCGGAUACCCAGUGGGGUUGGUUUUACUUGGCUGAAUGUGGCAAGUGGCAUAUGUUUGAGGUAGUCAUUUCUGUAGAUAGCUCACCCUAUUCAACAUUCUGUUUUCCUGUCCUUGCACUCUGCAAAGUAGGUUGUGGUUUUCAUUUCACAGAUGGAAAAGUGAGGCUAAGAAUCUCUUGCAAGUCGUAGUAUAUUUUAUAAAUUUUAUAUUAAAAUACAUGAAUGAACAACAACGUGCUCUGCUGGAAGUAUCAGAGGGAUCAACUUUUAUACAAAUACAAAUAUAUGCACAAUUGGAAAACAGUUUUAGGUGUUAGUUUCAAUACCAUAUUUUGGUUUACAAAAAUCAGAUAACUGAUUGCCAGUUCUUCACGUCUCUGCUCCUCCACAUGCAGCUGCUGGGUGACCUUGGGCUAGUCACACUUCUUUGAAGUCUCUCAGCCCCACUCAUCUCACAGAGUGUUUGUUGUGGGGGAGUAAGGGACAGGAGAACGUUAGCCGCUUUGAGACUCCUUCGGGUAGUUAUAAAGCGGGAUAUCAAAUCCAAACUCUUCUUCUUCUUCUUCUUCUUCUUAGCAACCUUUUACAUUAUAUUGUUUACUCUUGUCUUCACUUAAUUUAGAUAGCUUUGCUUAUUGCCAUGCUUUCUUUAUCAAUUCUUUUGUUGUAGGAAAUUUUGCAGAAUGCCAGUUAUUUGCAAUAACUGAUUUUGUGAUAGUGGAUAAAUCAAUUCCUUUGACUUCAGUGGUGCUUACUCACAUCCAGUUGUGUGUAGUAUUGCAGUUCAAAACAAGGAAAUUGUUCCGGUUAAUAAUAAAGGUUGAAGGAGACCCCAGCCUACAGCUUUUGCAGAAUUAUGCUGGGUUUAUUAGGUGUAAGAUGCCAUGAAUGUAAAAUCUCAAACAAAGAAUGUUCUAAAAUUUAAAUGAGAACUUUGGCAGUUCUUCUGUACUUCUGACAUUUACAUAAUCUUGUAACUGAAAGUAUUAAAACUACUGAGGCACCUCUGCAUCUAUUCUCCUAAAUUCUUCUAAAAUUCACUCUGAAAUGUUGUUUAUGUGCUAAUAAUUAUUGGGUCACUUUUUUAUAACCUUUAAAAGUGUGCUUUUCAUUUGUUUUGAAGACUGAUUCUACUAGCCAGUGUUCACUUAGCAGUGAAGACAUUGAAGGAAUGUUCAAAAUUAAUCCACAAGGUUCCAUUUCUUUUACAACUGCAAAAUUCGACUAUGUGCUGGACUUUUCAGGUAUGUAUAUCUAUUUACUGAGAAGGUAUAAGACAUUUAUAAGCCAGGGGAAAUACCCUAUGUUGUAAUUGGGAAGUUUUCUGAUUGCGUGGGUGAAUAAUUAACAGAGAACUUUUACUUGUAGUAAGGCAUAUGAUGCAGUGACUAUGUUGAAGAGAAGCACAUUUGUAUUGGUUACUGCCUGGGAGACUUACUUGAUUGAUUUUUAUCACAUUAUCAGUGGCUUACGACAUUUUAAAACACAAGUUUUAACUUAUUCUUACACCCUUAUUAAGUUCACAGUACCUUAGCAUUUGGUAUGGCUUAUUCUGUGAGCUGCCCUAUGUGUCCUGCCUAGAGGCCUUGAAAACAAGAUAGGAUAGAAUUCAGUAACUCCGUAUAAAUGUAGCGCGAAUCAGGAGGGAGAGCAGGAUACUAGCAAAAGGGAAAGUCGUCCCCCCGUCCCCAGUGUGCGUUUCCUUAAGCUUGUAAGAAAGGGCAAGAGCUACAUUUGAACAGAUCAAAUCGAUUUACCUACAAUAGAUUUUGAUUGGCUUGUGAACUGAUCAUUAGUGCACUUUUAUGUGCUGUUAACUAAAAUUCCCAUGAAAGAACACUGAAAAAAGUGCUCGGCAAAAUUCUGUCUGUCCAUUUUCUAGACCAGCUUUUCCCAACCUGGUGCUCUCCAAAAACUGGGACUAAAACUCUCAUUACUCCUGAUCUGGAGGGCACCAGCGUGUGGUAGGCUGAUUUAGAUUUUGGCUAACUCUGGUUUUUUACACAGGGAUGAAACAAACUAACCAAACAACUGGAAAAGAACGUCCCAUAAAAAGAGCUCCAUUUUCUAUCACUGCCUUCAGGUAACAGUCACUCACAUUUUCCUUGUGACAUAGUUAUUUUUUUCUUUAAAUGUUUUAGUGUCCUGUUAGGUCAGGCUUCCUCAACCUCGGCCCUCCAGACGUUUUUGGCCUACAACUCCCAUGAGUCCUAGCUAGCAGGACCAGUGGUCAGAGAUGAUGGGAAUUGUAGUCUCAACAUCUGGAGGGCCGAGGUUGAGGAAGCCUGUUCUAGGUUCAUGCUGAUAGUCUUCCCCCCACCUUGAGUAUAUUAAAAUGCAAAAGACAGAUGAAACUAUAUUCACAGUUCAUCACUUGGUGCACCUCAGACAUUGUGGAAACAAAUUAUCGUAGCCAUUUUGCAAUAUCUGAUGCAAUUUAUACACCAGCCCUAUAUUUGCUAUUAACAAGAGAAGAAGCAAUUUACUUCAUUUCUCUUUUUUUCUUUUUAACUUUGCAUCCCUGAAAACUUUCAGUUUUGAAUGAGCUCUCUUGCAGUCCGCCGAGCAAAAGUUAUUUUGUUCAAGCCUCAUUGAACAGAAGCUGUGCAAAGUACAUUAUUUAUUUCCUUGUUUUCAUCUCUCUUUCUGUUUUGAUUAACUUCUUGAUCAUCUAAACGAGUAAGAUAUUCAAUAAGGAAAAAGGAAUGGGUAGGUGAAUCAGACUUAAUUACUUCAAGGGAAAGAGCUGCAAGUCUUUUGGGAAACCCAUUCCUUCAGUCUCUGGUUUCCGGCCAUAGAUCUCUGCUUUGCAUGCAAAAGGUGCCACGACCAAAGCCUGACGUCUGCAGGCAAGAGACCCCAGUCUGAAAUCCUGGAGAACCACUAGCAGUCAGCAUCAUCAGCCCUGAACUAGAUGGGCCAGUGGUAUCACUAGGUUUAAGGCAGCUUCCUGUGUUCCUAACCUUUCCAGAACUGAUUUUUAAAAAUAAUCUAAGAUCAUUUCCUCUUCAGGUGACCUCUUACAUUUACUUAGUGUUCUGGGUUCUCCCUAGGACAAAGAAGUGGGAAUAAGUUAAGUAACCUCUGCCCCUUGUAGGAAAAUUGGAGAAAACAUAACUAAAUAGGCACAUCUAAAACCUUAAACUUAAGGUUCUAAUUCAGCAAAUCAUUAAAGCACCUGAUUGACUGAUUACCGUAUUUUUCGCUCUAUAACACGCACCCGACCAUAACACGCACGUAGUUUUUAGAGGAGGAAAAUCCGUAGGCAUGCCACCCGUAGGCAUUCCCUCCAUAACAUGCACAGACAUUUCCCCUUACUUUUUAGGAGGAAAAAAGUGAGUGUUAUGGUGCAAAAAAUACGGUAUUUUUCUUUUUAUUCUGCCCUUAUUGUUCAAAAACAAAAUCCAAAGAGGAAACUAAAACUCUUUCCAAUCCUUUACAUUUUUGUACAUUUUGCAUUUUGUGUACUAUUUCUGUCUUGAGUGGGGGAUGUGACAGCGUACUGACUACUCCUUUUGUGCUUAAAGUUUCAUCUGUGAAAAUCAGUCUAUCCCCAUGCCUUCACACUGGGAGAAUGUAAAUUCAGAAGAGCCAUACCAGGUAAGAUCUUAGUAGGUUAUUUUGAAAUCGUUAGAAGCAAAGGACUUAAUGCAUCUGGGUAAAGUUCCGUGUUUCUCUCUCCUUCAGCUAAUUACUUUGCAUAAGCUGACAAAUGAAUAUAAGGAGGUUGCUAGCCAGUUUGGGAAAACAAUGGAUAGUAAUCGAAUUAGAAGAAUUCAGAGAAUUCAGAAUCUAGACCUGUGGGAAUUCUUUUGCAGGUGAGACUAUUUUAAAAGUGGUUUUUGUGCUAAAUAGCAUCUCUUUUAAAGACAGAUCAUUUCAGUAUUUACAUUGACUUAAUUUCAAGCUUAAAAUUCAUGUUUCCUUUCGUUCAUUCUUAAUCAGACCUGUCUUUAUCUGCCUUGCAGUGCAUGUAUUUCAUUCUUUUCUCUAUUAAUACAUUGUGCACUGAGCCCCAAACUACAUAAAUGGCCAGUAUCAACUCAUAUCUCCUACUAGCUCACCCUGGUAAUGUUUUAAUUAAAAGAUAACAUUGUUAUUGUGGUCCUGACAGUUGACUCUACAAGUUUUGGUGGUUGUUGUUUUAAAAAUUCUUUACCGCUCUUCAUCUGAGGAUCAGAGGGCAGUUUACAGUAUAAAAACACAAAAAUCCAUCGCAUAAUAACAAACAAAUUCAAUUAUUUAGGUUUAACUGACUUGAAUUGGCCUGCUCAAAUGUCACAUUUCAAUUCAAAGUCCCCAAAUAUUGUUGUUGAAGGUUGCAGGAGUUGAAGGCGGUAUUUAAAAAAACUGGACCAGUCUGCACAUUUUCUUCAUCACAGAAAUGCCACUUGAAAUGUUCUUGGCAUGAUCUUUUUACAUAACAUUGACUCAUCAUGAUUUUCCCUUGAUCUGUUUUGUAUUUCCAUGCCAAAAUAUAUCCAUGUCAUUAAUGUGCUAAUUCAUAAAGUGCUCUGGCAGCAGAAACCUUGUCGAAACCAGUCUGAUUUACUCAUCCUUUCAAUUAGACCAGCAUAACUUAAGUAGCCUACCUGCCAGAGGAAAACAACAACAUCCCUGCCUGGUUAUCUAUAAACAUGUCUUACCACAGGCAGCUGGGCAAGUGUCUGCUUACAUGCCGAUAAAAUGUUUUUAAAAUUGCCAUUUUGGAGCCUUUUUAAUCACCUUUUUAAUAAUUAGUUUCCUAGCUGUAUGCAGAUACUUACAGAAAUGCAUUAAGCAAAGAUCUGCUAUUUGUUUUGCGUAAUGAUUUCUCAGCCAAGAACCCCACAAGAGGGAAUUCAUUGGUCUCCAAUGGUUGCGCCGAAACUAUUUUAUUAGGUUAGCACCAACAAUAUUUGCUAGCAGUAGAUGCGUUAAUGGUUUUUGCAUGAUGAAUUAUAGUGAUAUCCCAGUGUUGUUUUUUUGAAUUUAUUUAGGGCUCUGAUUUAUAAAAUAUCAAAUUUCUAAUGUGUGCGAUUGUGUGGUAGAAAGGACUGUAUUAGUUCAUACAGCUGGUGCAUGGAGAAUAUUAUUUUUGAAAUGUUACCUUGUGUGCAACUAAAAAAAGCCACAAAACAUUUCUGCAAGUGGAAGACUAGUUUAUCGGUGAUCUGGCCUAGGCCUCUCCCUGUGUUCACAAGUGCAGUCUCCUACCUGCAGUCUGCAGUCUAUUUUUAAAAGGAAUUUACUACCUCUUCAACUGGCUUUUGCUUUGCCCACAUUUUUAUUUCCAUUACAAAUUGUUUGUUAUUUUGUCCUUUUGACAGGAAAAAGGCUCAGCUGAAGAAGAAAAGAGGUGUCUCCUUCAUUAAUGAACAUAUGUUGUUUCAUGGCACCAGCAGUGAAUUCGUGGAAGCCAUCUGCAUUCAUAACUUUGACUGGAGAAUCAAUGGCAUGCAUGCCGCUGUAUAUGGAAAAGGCAAGGAGCUGUAUGAGAUAUCUUUUAUGAGUUUUCAUGCACAUUAUGUUCUUGCAGCUUUCUCCUAGUUAAAUGUUUUACUACAAAGUAGUUCCAUGCUGCCCUUGUGAGCAUCCCUUAAUCUGAAAAAAAGUCUUGCUAAGGGUCAGAAUUGAGAGCCAUAAAUUAGAACUAAUCCCAGAAAUUAGACCUGCGGCAAAUCACCAAUAAGUUCCCAAGCACACCCACUAGUCCUCGAGUGAGUGGUGUUCCAAGGAAAAGUAAGCAAGGGCUGGAAUUGGCGCUCCACGAUCUGGAUUUCUCUGGAAGCUUUCUUUUUUUUAUAUAAUUUUUUUUUAUUAAUUUACAACAAAACAAAACAUACAUAGUAAUUUCACAUCCAGUUUUCACAAAAUGCUUCUUUUCUGGACUUCCUUCAGCUUUUCCGUAAAUCAUCCAUAGUCAUUAUUUUAAUUACGCAUUUCCUAGUUUAUAUUGUCAUUGUUUAUACCCUUCAUUUCCUUUCUCUUUAAACACUACUUCUCCGUUUUUCACAGUGCUUUUUUAAACCCCUCUAGCGUUAUCUGUCCCUCACUUAUACUUUCCAGAUAUUGCGCAAAUUUCCCCCAGUCCUCGAUGAACUUUUGGUCUCUUAAGUAUCUAAUUUUCCCAGUCAAUUUGUCCAACUCAGCAUAGUCUAACAACUUCAUUCUCCAAUCUUCCACCGUCGGUAUUUCCUGUUGUUUCCAUUUCUGAGCCAGUAGCACCCUUGCUGCUGUCACUGCAUAUUGGAAAAAUUUACAAUCCUUUCUCUUUAUCUCAUUUCCUAGUAUUCCUAACAGAAAGGCCUCAGGUUUCUUUGUAAAUGUAUAUUUUAAAAUCUUCUUAAAUUCAUUGUAUAUCCUUUCCCAGAAGCCUUUCACUUUCUUACAUUCCCACCACAUAUGAUAAAAAGAACCUUCUCUGGAAGCUUUCCACAUAGUCCCAGCAACCCAUCGCAGCGCAGGUGGUGCAUAUACUGCUUCCACCUCCAGCUGCUAUCCAAUGGUGCGGGUCAGGAAGUGCGUGACAUCAUUAUAUUUUAUCGUGUGUUUCCAUUGAUACAUGUUUUAGGCCAUGGGUAGGCAAACAAAGGGCCGCGGGCCGGAUCAGGCCCAAUUGCCUUCUGGAUCCGGCCCAUGGACAGUCUGGGAAUCGCCGCGUGGCCCGCCAGUGUGCGCGUUCUUUCCCUCCCUUACACAGUGGCGGCGCCUCCUCCCUCCCUCCUCCUUGCUUUUUCCUGUCCUGCCUAGAGGAGGAAGGGGGCUGGGCUUUGUUGGUGCCAGAAGCAGCAGCGCUCGAGCGGCUGCCAUUUUAAGCAGCCCCUCUCCGGAGCCCUUUUGCGCACUGCUCAUCAUCCCUCCGCCGCUGCCGCCAGCCCGCAAGACACAGGUAAGCAGCCACCGGGGCUCGUGGUGCUCUUGCAUCAUUUUUUUUUUUCCAAAAUAUAGUCCAGCCCCCCACAAGGUCUGAGGGACAGUGGACCUGCCCCCUGCUGAAAAAAUUUGCUGACCCCUGUUUUAGGCGAUAGGUAAAGGUAAAGGGACCGCUGACCAUUAGGUCCAGUCAUGACCAACUCUGGGGUUGCGGCACUCAUCUCGAUUUAUUGGCCGAGGGAGCCAGCGUACAGCUUCCGGGUCAUGUGGCCAGCAUGACUAAGCCACUUCUGGCGAACCAGAGCAGCGCACGGAAACGCCGUUUACCUUCCCGCUGGAGUGGUACAUAUUUAUCUACUUGCACUUUGACGUGCUUUCGAACUGCUAGGUUGGCAGGAGCAGGGACCGAGCAACGGGAGCUCACCCCGUCGCGGGGAUUCGAACCGCCGACCUUCUGAUUGGCAAGUCCUAGGCUCUGUGGUUUAACCUACAGCGCCACCCGCAUCCCUAGAAGUGGGGAUUUGACCCGGUUGCCAUUUUUGGCAGCAAUCCCAUGCCUUUGAUCAUGUGUGGUUCCACCCUCAGGCUUCAGUAAGUAGGAUGACUGUACUUCUGGACUAUGCUCAAGCACUUUUCUUUUUCUGUAGGGACGUAUUUUGCAAGGGAUGCUUUAUAUUCCAGCCGCUUCUGCAAAGAUGACUUGAAGCAUGGCAGCACAUUACAGAUUCAUGGAGUUGACCUGCAACUUCAGAUGUUUUGGAAGCAUAAAGUGAUGUUUCUCGCUCGUGUAUUGACGGGGGACUAUGUCAAUGGGGACUCCAAAUACGUGAGACCACCUUCAAAAGAUGGGAGCUUUGUGAAUUUAUAUGACAGCUGUGUAGACAGUACCUGGAACCCAAGGAUUUUUGUCAUCUUUGAUGCCAACCAGAUCUAUCCAGAAUAUUUAAUAGAGUUCAGCUGA